CCUGCCUACUUCCGCUGGAUGGAAGCUUUCGUGUCGCAGAUUCGACAGAAAUUUCACUCCACGCAAAAUGAAAUUUAGGGUCUAAGUCUCUAUCCAGUGAUUAUAAGCAGCUAUAUUUUGGUCCAUGAAGAUAACGUAAUUAGUGGCGUGGUGCUGUUUUCAGGGCACGAGGAAUGGACGGGCAGAAAGCAGCCGGCACAAUGUUUAUGUGUCGGCUGUGCAACCUCUUCUCUCCCAGUCGCUCUCAGCUGCUGACCCAUUGCUCCCAGCUUCACCCACAGCAGGAGCCUCCUGAUGACAUCAUCGUUGCACUGCAGCCCCUUCCAGCAGAGACUGUGGAAACGCUGACAGAGAGCCCAGUGAAGCGAAAACGAGGACGACCAAAAGGCUCCACCAAGAAGAAACAAUCUGACUGGACAGAGGACAAGACCUGCUCCACCCUUUCUCCAGAGGAGAAAGAUAAGGAGGAAGAGAAGAAGAAGGAGGACAGAGACAGUCAAGGUGACAGCCAUGAUGGGAUGUUGGGCUUGGAAUGUCGGAAAUGUCAUCGCUCGUUCAGCAACAGACGACAGAUCCUCAAACACAUCUGUCUGAAGGAAGAGGAUGGGGAGGAGGAAGAAGAAAAUGAGAGUAUUUCUGGUGGAGCAGGAGCUGGGGGCUCUGAGAGUUUGGACCCCGAUGGAGGAGCUGCUCCAAACCGAGCUGGCCAAAACUCAGCCAGAGUGGGACUGAUGCGAGCAAAAACAGUGGACAGCUUCAAAGCCCAGAGAGCAAAUAGAAGAAAUCAGAUGCAAUGUGAUGACCGCAACACCGCCUCCAAAGAACAAAACAGGAAGGCAGUGGUCAGCAUUGUUCUGACAGAACAUGAAAUACUUCCAGGUGCAACUAAGAUGGUUCCAGUAGAGGCCAGUCCAGCAGAAGCUGCAGCCAAACAAGCUCAACCUCAGGACUUGGCAGCUUCCCAGACUCAGACACAAGACUCUGACAGCCAAGCCACCACUUGUCAGAAGAAUGCUGACCAAGACACUGAGCCAAGUCCAAACCCUGCCUCCCAGCCAGCAGCAGCCAGCAGAGGCUUCCAGGAAUACGCCAUCAAGCAAAACUCUACCAGUCUAAUUCAGAGCCAGUUGAAGAUCUUUACCUGUGAGUUUUGCAAUAAGAUCUUUAAGUUCAGACACUCGCUGAUCGCCCACCUGAGGACACACACCCAGGAGAAACCAUUCCACUGUCCACACUGCGACUACGCAUCAGCCAUCAAAGCCAACCUGGACGUUCACCUGAGGAAGCACACAGGAGUGCGAUUCAGCUGUCAGUACUGCUCUUUUACCUGCCUCAGCCGCGGACACCUUAAGGUCCAUAUAGAGCGAGUCCAUAUGAAGGUGAAGCAGCAUUGUGGAUUCUGUAAGAAAAAAUACUCAGAUGUGAAGAACUUGCUGAAACACAUGGAGCAACGGCAUAACCUGAAAGACCCCGCUGUACAAGAGAGCUACCAACAACUCAGGUUAAAGACUCGGCAGGGCCAGCGACAGCUCCUGUACCACUGUCCCACCUGUAACCGUCGCUUUAAGAACCAGCUGGAGCGAGAGCGCCACCUGCUGGUCCACGGCCCUCAGCGCCCUUUUGCCUGCCUGCUCUGUGACCAUGCCUCGACCAAGAUGUCCGCUCUUGCCUCCCACGUCAGGAAACACCUCUUCCUGUAUGUCUGCUGUAGCUGCAGAGGAACGUUUGUCAGCUCUCAGAGACUCAAGAGUCACCUCAAAGAGUCUCACCCCGACUUGGACCAAGAACAGGCCUUCACUGACUGUAUCAACAACAGCUACUACCUGAUGCAGCCUGGAGGAGAAGGGUGGAGGGAGGGACAGGAGGAGGGGAUGGAGGAGGAGGAUAGGAGAGAAGAUGAGGGCCAAGAUGAGCAGAUGAAAGAGGACAAUAGAAGGACUGGUGUAGGAGGAGAGGAGCGGAUAGAUGAGGAGGGUGAGAGGCUGAAAGUAGGAGGAGAGGAAGAGAGAAAACAAGAAGACAAGGAUCAAACUCAAUCUCAAGAUGAGUGUGCAGAGGAAGAGCAGAGGAUAGACCGAGAGACAGGGAAAGAGGGAGAGGGAGAAAAUGGGUGUUCAGAGACUGGCAUUCACAGAACAGUUCAGGAUGAGGUUUCCAUAGAAACCACCACUCCCAUCACACAUACACUUGUGUCAUCAGACAGUACAGCAGCACCUCUGGUGGAAGAAAGUCCAACUUCACAUUCAAACACGAGUGCCUUCCAGCAGGUGGUGUCAUCUCUUCAGAAGACUCAGCUCAACAUGGAGACUUUUCAGCGACUCAGGAAGGUCUAUGGAGAGAUGGAGUGUCAGUACUGUGGUAAACUGUUCUGGUACAGAGUCCACUACAACCUUCAUGUGCGCACACACACCAAGGAGCACAUGUAUUACUGCUCACAGUGCAGCUACUCUUCCAUCACCAAAAGCUGUUUAAAACGGCAUCUGAUCCAGAAGCACAGUGGCAUUCUGCUGCCUUGCCCUAAUCCCGGCUGUAAAUACACCACGCCUGAUAAAUACAAGCUACAAGCCCAUCUAAGGACGCACCAGGAACAGGGGGAGAGCGUAUCCUGUCCUGUCUGUCAACAGAGCUUCCCAGAGCGCAGACUGAAGAAACACAUCAAAACAUCCCACCCUGACUCUGUUUCCAUGCAGGGUAAAGGGCUGAUGGUGAAGCGUGCAGAGAAGUGCCCAUACUGCGAUUCUUACUUCCUUAAGAACAGCAGUGACCUUCAGCAACACAUCUGGGCCCAUCAAGGUUUGAAGCCGUACCGCUGCAGUGAGUGUGACUACGCGGGCCGCAGUAAAAGUAACUUGAAGACUCAUAUGAACCGGCACAGCACAGAGAGAAGUCACCUGUGUGACCUGUGUGGAAAAAAGUUCAAAUCUCAAGCUACGCUGAAAAGCCACAGACUCAGCCACUCUGCCGAAGGGAAACAGUUUCACUGUUCAGAGUGCGACUACACGUGUGUCUCUAAACCUGCCUUGCUCAGACACAUGGAGCAGCAUGCUGAGUUCAAGCCAUUCCGUUGUGCCCACUGCCAUUACUCCUGUAACAUCGCUGGUCCCCUGAAGCGACACUACAGCAAGAAACACCCAGAUCAGGAAUACCAGAACGCCGGACCUGGACUGCCCAACCCAGACGCUCUGGAGCAGCAAGGCGGUAUGAAGUGUCCUCUAUGUGAGUUUGUUUAUGGCACUAAGUGGGAGCUGAACCGCCACCUGAAGAAGAAACACAACCUGACACUGGUGGUAGGACACACACACACUGAAAACUCACAGAUGGUGGGGACAGUAGAGGAUGAGUUUGUGCCACUGGGGGAAGAAGAACAGCAGACGGAGGCGGCUGAAGCAGCCCUGCAGGACAGCAGCAACGGGGAGGUUAAUAUUCUCCAGCAGAUAAUCGAAGUCAGCUCAGAGGGACAUGACGCUGUCGCCUCCAUGGUGGCUAUGGCUCCAGGCACGGUUACUGUGGUAGAACAGGUGGCUGAUGAGCAGGAGGCUGGUAACCGCAGUGACCAGGUGAUGGUGGUGGAUGGGGAAGAGGCUCAUGAUGGUGACCAGGUGAUGGUGGUGGAGGAGGCAGACGGCCUGGAGGCUUUGACGGUCUUCACUCAGGGAGAGAACGCUCACCACUACAUUGUCUAUGUUCAGGAACAGACCGUAGAAAUCAACUAGUAUGGCUCUUCUUCACCAUCACACCGUUGAUCAGUUAAUGCUGUCAGAAGAAAACAGAUUUUUCUUCAAGCCACAUUUGUCAGGUACAGAGCCAUCAGUGGAGUUUGAGUCUGCAGCAGAGAAAUAGCUAACUUAGAGAAGCCAUUUGCAGGGGAGGUUUUCAAGAACAGUAUGCUGAACAUUAACAGCUCCAAGAAAAGACAAAUGUGAAGAUGCAAGUCUUAACUGAAACCCCGUGCCAAGCGGAAAUGUAUCAGGUUUUGUCCUGUGGAACAGGUUAUAUAUGACCAACAUAACCAAAAUCCAUUAUUUUCCUGAACUAAAUGACAUGCAGACUGCACAGCCAGUAAUGUGUCAUGUUUAGUUCAUGUCACGUGGCCUUUACGAUAUACUGGUGUGUUAUGGGACAUUUAAGUAGACGGUCAGUGAUCAUUUAUGUGUUUUGUUUAAUCAAGCAACACAGUCCUUGUGUUGAUUUCAUUGCUGUGUGGCUCUCCUUUAGACUGAGUUUGACACUUCUAAACAAAUGGCAAAGCGCUGUGCUUUUAUUUUAAUGUGAUAAUUAUGGUAAGCUGUGAUCUUGCAGCUGGGGGCUAAAGGUUAGUUCCAAAAUGGUAAACAUAGAGUCCUAUAAAUGUUCCUGUGUGUGUGAAAUCAUAACUGCUUUAUACAGUUACAGAUUGUCGACUGGCAAUGUGAGGAACAUGCAUAUGACAUAAGAUGAAAGAUUUAUUUGUAUGUAGACUAGAGUCCUGUAUUACAGUCUGGAUGCUCUCUGUCUUCUAGGAAUAAUAAUGUUCAAAGCAAUAGUUAAAAUUAAAUAAAGACUGGGCUCUGUAUGAGAUGGUGAGCACGGCCUCCAGAGACUUCUGUCCCCAAAGCCUUAAGCUCUGGUUUGGUGAAGGACGAAGCGGAAAUGAGCAUAUCAUGGGUGCUAAAAAUGUCAACUAAGAUAGACUUAACAAUAAGCACAUAGAGAGAAAAAUAGUUUACUUUUCAAUAUUAAGACUCUCCAUCUCCAUUUUAUAGUUAGACUUCAACCAUUAGGUGAUUAUGAAAAAAAUAUGUGCAAUAUUAGUUUUGUUGCAGUAUUUGUGUAUUUACAGUUUUGUAAUAUAAACUAUUUUUUAAAUAAAACACCUGU
This is a messenger RNA of Myripristis murdjan (pinecone soldierfish), 4857 nucleotides long. It is a transcript of the gene zfat, whose product is annotated as zinc finger and AT hook domain containing. The coding region runs from base 174 to 3713 and encodes 1179 amino acids. The record is from RefSeq and is a predicted model, not a curated record. Lineage: Eukaryota; Metazoa; Chordata; Actinopteri; Holocentriformes; Holocentridae. Gene Ontology annotation, cellular component: nucleus. The transcript is spliced from 24 exons. Gene Ontology annotation, biological process: positive regulation of transcription by RNA polymerase II.